GCUGUUUUAGUGUAUUACAUGAAAUAUAUCAAAUUUAUUUUGCGAGAAUUUUGUUUUUAAAUUUAAAUAUAAUAUUGAUUUUCUGGGAAAAGUAAACACUCAUAUCUGUGCCAACAUGAAUACCAUGACCAAUGUGAAAAACGUCCUCAAACUUAGUGAAUCUGAUUUAAAAGGAGGCAAGAAAUCAUGGCAUGAUAUGUACAAGGACUCGGCAUGGCUAUUCAUUGGAGGCUUACCCUACAAUCUAACAGAAGGCGAUGUGAUCUGCGUAUUCUCACAAUAUGGCGAAAUUGUUAAUAUUAAUUUGAUACGAGAUAAAAGUAGUGGUAAAUCAAAAGGAUUUUGCUUUCUUUGCUACGAAGAUCAACGUUCCACCAUUUUGGCUGUCAAUAAUUUGAAUGGCAUUAAAAUACUUGGACGCACAAUACGUGUAGAUCAUGUUGCCGACUAUAAGCCACCGAAGGAAAAUGAGAAAAUGGACGAGGAGACAUUAAGAUUGUAUAUGGAGGGCUGUGCACCGAAACCGGUUGUGCAGAAAAAAGAGCGAUCAUGAAUCAUGAAUAUUGUGUAUAUUAUAUAUUAUGUAUAAUAUUGUGCGACUUAUUUCUAAGUUUAAUAAAUAUAUAAUUUUAUAAGCCAUUUUAAAAGACGAUUCACUAAUAUUGUUCACGGGGUCGGGCCCUUCCUCGUAAAAAUCAGCUUCAAUGAAAAGUAACAAAAAGCAUCGGAUUUACUUGAACUAUAUAUAGGUUAUUAAAUUUGGUGUGGGAGAGAGAAUAUAUAUAUUUAGUCCCAUC
Ceratitis capitata (Mediterranean fruit fly) is the source of this 797-nucleotide messenger RNA. Its product is annotated as RNA-binding motif protein, X-linked 2. The coding region runs from base 116 to 553 and encodes 145 amino acids. The transcript is spliced from 2 exons. Gene Ontology annotation, cellular component: catalytic step 2 spliceosome; precatalytic spliceosome; U2 snRNP. Gene Ontology annotation, molecular function: RNA binding. The record is from RefSeq and is a predicted model, not a curated record. NCBI's taxonomy places the organism in Eukaryota, Metazoa, Arthropoda, Insecta, Diptera, Tephritidae. Gene Ontology annotation, biological process: mRNA splicing, via spliceosome.